Messenger RNA from Salvia miltiorrhiza (redroot sage), 4081 nucleotides. RefSeq names its product cyclin-A1-1. The record is from RefSeq and is a predicted model, not a curated record. Gene Ontology annotation, cellular component: cytoplasm; nucleus; cyclin-dependent protein kinase holoenzyme complex. Bases 145 to 1713 code for a protein of 522 amino acids. Gene Ontology annotation, biological process: mitotic cell cycle phase transition; regulation of cyclin-dependent protein serine/threonine kinase activity. Lineage: Eukaryota; Viridiplantae; Streptophyta; Magnoliopsida; Lamiales; Lamiaceae. The transcript has 9 exons. Gene Ontology annotation, molecular function: cyclin-dependent protein serine/threonine kinase regulator activity.
CAUCACAUUCUCACUUCAUUCGCAUUUAACACUGCGUUUUAAUUCUUUCUUUUUUUUCCGCUGCAAUUAAAAAGCCCUGAUUUUGUGUUGCAUUCGAAAACACCUUCGUUUUUUACCCUUCGCCAUUGCUUGUGGGGUCAAUCAAUGGCGAGUGCCGCGGGAGUGAGGAGGUCGACCACGUCGUCUCUGGCGAAGCGCCACGCUUCUGCCUCCGAGAGUAUUGGGAAGGCCACGUCGUCGGCCGCCGCCACCAAGAAGCGUCCGGCGCUUGCAAACGUCACUAACCAGAGGCAUGGAUCCGGUUCUUUCAAUUCGGGCCGGGUUUCUGCGCCCGAAUCCUCCAAAAUUGUGCCAUGUACCACCAAAAUCGUGAGCAUAAAGAAGGGUUCUUCGAUUUCCUCAAAUGCAAGCUUCUCUGGAGCUUUUCUGCCAGCAGCAACCACUUCUAUGAAACAGAACACGGUUGCUGCGGGUAGAUCUUCGUCUUUAACGAAGAGCGAUGUAGCCAUUCCUAAGGCUGUUGUUGCUGAUUCCAUUUCAUACAGUAUGAAUUUGUCUCCAGACAAAUCAGACUCAUUAUCCGUUUCAAUGGAUGAAUCCAUGUCCACUUGUGAUUCUCUGAAAAGCCCCGAUGUCGAGUAUGUGGAUAAUAAUGAUCUUGCUGCAGUGGAUUCCAUUGAGAGAAGGGCUUCAAACAUGCUUUGCAUCCCAGAACCCAUGGAUAUUGAAGGGGGUAUAUGCAAGCGAGAUGCAGUAGCAGCAAUGGAAGCAGGUGACAAGAUUGUCGAGGUGGACGAUGAUCUGGAAGACCCACAGCUCUGUGCAACCAUUGCUUGUGAUAUAUACAAGCACUUGAGAGCAUCUGAGGCAAAGAAAAGGCCUUCUGCUAGCUUCAUGGAGAGGGUGCAGAAGGAUAUCAAUGCCAGCAUGCGAGCAAUUCUCAUUGAUUGGCUUAUUGAGGUAGCUGAGGAAUACAGACUUGUUCCUGACACUUUGUACCUGGCUGUUAACUACAUAGAUCGUUAUCUCUCCGGAAAUGUCAUGGACAGACAAAGAUUACAACUUCUUGGUGUAGCUUGCAUGAUGAUUGCGUCAAAAUAUGAAGAGAUUUGUGCACCUCAGGUGGAGGAGUUCUGCUAUAUAACAGAUAACACAUAUGUUAAGGAAGAGGUUCUGCAAAUGGAAUCUGCAGUUUUGAAUUACUUGAAAUUUGAAAUGACAGCGCCAACGGCUAAAUGUUUCUUGAGGAGGUUCGUUCGGGCUGCACAAGGGGUGAAUGAGGCUCCAUUGAUGCAAUUGGAGUGCAUGGCCAACUACGUCGCGGAGCUAUCUCUAUUGGAGUACAGUAUGUUGAGUUUUGCCCCGUCAUUGAUAGCAGCUUCAUCAAUCUUCUUGGCAAGAUACAUUCUCCUCCCUUCUAAGAGGCCUUGGGUAUGUCAGAUUUCUGAGAAAUGCAGACAUGCUUCAAGUUAUAUGUGUCGCGCCUCUCCUAAUUCGUGUUUGUAUCAAUGCAGAAUGCCACCUUGCAGCAUUACACCCUCUACCAACCCUCUGAGUUGCGCGAUUGUGUGUUGGCGCUACACGGUUUUUGCUGCAACAGUAACAAUUCAAGCCUGCCUGCAAUCAGGGAGAAGUACAGCCAGCAUAAGUACAAAUUUGUUGCAAAGAAAUACUGCCCUCCAUCAAUACCAACAGAAUAUUUCAACGAUGUAAGCAGCAGCUAGCUAGUCUCGGUUGCAACACUUCCAAUGCUCUCUAUUGGAUGGGAUGUCAGCUCAUUGCAGUAGUGUAACUCAGUUCUAGCCUAACAUCGUCGAUCACUUCAUGUAUAGAUGAGAUCUUUUCAGAUUUUUCAAUGUUGUUAUGAUCUUAUUUCGAUAUUGGGUCUUUUUUAUACAACAUUGAGUUCUAGCGAAAACAACAUUGAGGGCUAUUGCAUUAUUUAUCAUACACAUAUGUAUUACACCAACUAACAAGCAAAACAUAGUUGAAAAUUACUUAGCAGCACAUUGCCUCUUAGAUGCGAGGGUAGGGGGAAUGUUAAGCCAGUGGCAAUCCUCAAACAAACACUUGGAUCCACCAUAAGGCCACUCCACGUUUGUAGUAGGGCUAAUGUAUUUGGGGCUCCAAGUUGGGGUGCCAUCCUCGUACGAGUUGUGGGUCAAUCUCUGGAGCCCCGACCCAUCGGAGUUUAUCACAAAGAUCUCACCGUAGGGCUGGUAAUGGUGCGGGUUUGAAAUGGGUUCGGCCGAGACUCCUGCAUAGUCUGUGGUGAACACAAUAUGCUUCCCGUCCGGACUGAACCACGGGUGGUUGGUUCGCCCGCCUGACCCGCUUUGGAUCACCUUUUGGAGCCCCGUACCGUUGGGAUGGAUCUUGAACAUCUCGAAGCUACCCGCACCCGGGUCCUCCCGAUCCGAGGCGAACACGAUCCAUUCACCAUCGGGCGACCAAUUGCCCAUCGUAUCGGACCAAGGCCCCUCGGUUAGCCUAUAGAGCCCGCCUUCUUCUCCAUCGAACGCGUCCAUUAUGUAUAAAUUCUUGUGUCCACUUCGCCCUGAUCUGAACACGACCCAUUUCCCGUCAGGCGAGGGGGAAGGGAAUGCAUUAUUUGCACCUCCCUUGGUUAGUGUUUUGUAAUUAUGACUUAGAUCUUCAUCAUCCACGUUUAUUGAGACUAUGUCAACCUUGGUGCUCUCACUAGCGAAGUCGGGUCCAGCACUGGUAUACACUACUUUUCUCUUCCAAUCCCAAGAAGUUGCGAAGGCGUAUAAGUUGGAUACUUCCCGGAUACCCGACCCGUCUCUGUUCAUCACGUACACUCCCGGGAAUUUCACGUAGGCGACUCGUUGGCCAUCCGGGGAGUACGAUGGGAACGACCCGUCAACCCGGGAUAAGGAAACGCCCGGUAAUGGGCUCCGAACAUCCUCUAAUACUAAAUCAUUGCCAUUUUCAUUCCCAUAGCUGGUUUCACCCCGACAUCGGUGGUACCCGAUCCAACCGGAAUCGGGGGAUACAAACGGGUUAAAAUGAUGGGUAUUGGGUGAGAUGGGUCGGGUCAAGUCAUAAAACUUGUUAGAAACGAGGUCGUACAAUUCUAUGUGACGAUAAUCCGACCCGGGCCUUCUCGUAGCGACCGCUAUGAAGCUCUUGUUGGCAGCAGAAGCCGCAGGAGUGAAGGCGUGCAGACCCGGCGGAGUGACCCGCCGGGUCACCACCGAGUCAACGUCGAUCUCUCCGCCGAUGACGUGGAAAGACGCCACGAAAACACUCCACCAACCAUCCUCACACCUGCGGUGGAAGUAAAGAGUGGAGUCGUCGGCCCAACUCGGCCAACCGCCGUGCUCGAUGAUCCUGACCCGACCCGACCCGUCCCGCGUCGAGAACACGUAGAUGUCGGUGCCGAGCUCCUCAACGUCUCCGCUCCAGCCCUUCUCCCCGUACGACGCCACCGCCGUCAGCAACCCCGACGGAGAAACGGCGGGGCUGUAAUCGGCGAUCCCUUGCGGCGUCAGCCGCCGGGUCGACCCGGUGGUCAGCUCGGUGGAGUAGACCGCGGUCCAACUUGACCGCGGCUUGCCCGGGUCCUCGUGGGUUGAGAUGUAGAUCAAAUUAUGACCCACUAAACUCGGGCGGUCCUUCAUCGAGACCCGGCCGUUUGUCUGCUCGUCGCCAAUCAAAACGAGCUGCGAGCGAGUUGACUCGGUCGAGACCUCAAGGGCGGCUCUCGAUCCAGCUCUCGUGUGAAGCAGCACGUCGAGGUAGAUUUUGGAUGAGCCGUUGCGCUCGGUGACGUAGAUGAGUUGGGUAUUCGGGUCGGGUCGACCCGAGAGGGAUGCGGGGGGCGGGAAAUGGCCGUUGAAAUUGACGGAGUUGCCAUCAGUGAGGCGGAUUUCUUGGGGCGGGGCGGCUGCGGGGAGGGCGAAUAUGUCGAAGGCGUAGCUUGAUCUUCCGAGAGUGGUGAAGGAUAUGGAGUCGAGCGCGUGCAGGAGUGGAAACAGGGGUGAUAAUAGUAGAAAAUUGAUGACGAGGAAGCAAGAAAUGGAGAAUUUCAUUGUGAUUUGUAAUGAGUGAGUGAAGC